AUGGCUUCAUGGUCAACAGUGCACGGUCCAACACCACCAUCGCCUUUAGGGCAUGAAGACUCCGCUACUGAGGAAGAAGAAUUCACGACAUCCUCACCGUCGACAUCCUCUGCGUCACAAUAUUCCAUGGAAAACUACUCUAAUGACCCAGAGGGGGGAGUGUCCACAUGUACAGAAACACAAACAGUCGCGGAUGCGCAAAGGUCCAUUAUGGCAGUUCAGCCGGGGAUAGGCCCUGGCAAUCGCACAGGUCCGUCUCCAUCGCAAUCGUCAUGGAGCCCAUUGUAUCUCAAACGGUACAUUAUCCUGGGUCUAGGGGCGUCAUUUGUCUUUCUCGCCGUCGCAAUCGAGAUCCUGCAAUGGGUCUCCAAGAAAAAUAAUGGCUUAGCCACGAGCAAUCAAAAGCUUCAAUAUCUCUGGUCUUUCGGCCCGACCGUCGUUCUGACCAUCCUCGCAUCGAUAUGGGCACGAGUCUUCUUUCAAGCAUCAAUGGCAGCACCUUGGGUACAUAUGCAUAGCGGCAGGACAAGCGCAGAGCGCUCCAUCCUCUUGGACUACACUUCGAUGCUCCUGCCCGAGACUCUGGUGCGCGCCUUGCGGAACCGCGACUGGAUGGUGGCCAUAAGUGGAGGUAUAGGGCUGAUCAUCCAGGUGGAAAUCAUCUUCUCGACCAGUCUCAUCACUCUUACGCCCACAGAUGUGGUUGACCCGUCUUUCCCUAUUACGCUCACAACCGAGUUCGGAUAUGAGAACUCGACGUUCAACGCCACGAUACAGUCAGCGGCUAUAACCUCAAGAUAUAUUACCAUGGGUCUGGUACUUGCAAAUUUGUCGUAUCCAGCGGGUACGGAUGGCACAAUAGCGUAUCAAGAGUUCGAUGCCACGCUGCCGGAUGAUGCACAAUUGACUGCGACGGUGGCGGCAUUUGAGGCUGAUCUGGAGUGCGAAACGGCACAUGUGAACCUGAGCUGUGAACAAACCAUGUUUAACACCGAUGCCGACUUCGAGACUUGGGAAGCUACCAUGUUCGCCAGCAUGGCCUCUAGUAGUUGCAAGAUGGCGGCCGAGUUCGGCAUGUCGUUCAACUUGAAUGAGACAGAUCCACUGCAUUUCAGUCGAGUAUUGACAGGACAGUGUGAUGGCGCACCUGAAGAGGACGGCAACAGGGUUGCAUUUGUAUUUGGGGUCCCGAAAUUGACGUGGACGACCAAUACAACAGGUCCUGGAGACAUCUAUGGCGAGCCCGAUGAGUGUCGUCUGGGCGAGUCGUCUGCAAUUAUCUGCCAGCCAACUCACCGAGUCGGACAAGUCGGUAUCAAGAGGAACGGGACGUCGACAUCGACGUUCCCUGUUUCCUCCGACAACCCGACACAGAAGGACGAUGCUCUGACUUUGGCCUCGUGGACCAUCGCAGAGUCUGUAUUCAACGAGACGGCCUGGCAGCUUGUCGGGUUUGAGGAAUCCAUCGGAUCGGGAGGCUGGCGGCUGGCCAUACAGAAUGCCACGAUUGACGUCGAUAGGCGAUCAAUCACAAUUUACGGCAACGAAGGUCGCACGAACUUAAGCAUUUCCGCAUUGCUUAACACGGACUACUUGCAAGGAAUCUUCACGUCGUAUUACAAGAAACACGCAGCACAGCUCGCCAGGGCAGGCUUGAUGUAUGUCUCGUCAAAGGCAUCCUCGGGGAACAUAACGACGCUCCAAAAUCGAUUGCUAGUCCAGCCUUUGGCGAGCCAUACUAUGUCUGCAUUGCUCGCGCUCACAGGCCUCACGUGUAUUGUCGUAUGCGCGACGAAUUGCAUCUACGACAAAUCUGUCACUGCAGUGCCUGCGUCGAGACUGGCAAGUCUGGGUACCGUCCUGGGUCGGAAUCCCCAUUUGUUGGCUGAUUGGAUCUAUUUGGGGUCCAAAACAGACAAGGAGGUCAAGAAGGCGUUGAGCCAAGCCGACUACUACAUCAUGCCCAAACCCGAACUUUCCCACGAGGAUGCCGCUGUCGCAGCUUCUUAUAUUGCCAUGGAGCCGCAUCUGUCGAAAGACUUCAAGCUCAACCAGAACACGGUCAAUGCGGAAAACUUCAAAACGAAGUAUCCACUGGCUUUGCAUCCUCUCGCUAGAUUGGCCAUCUGCCUGAUACUUCUCGCCAUCAUCAUCACAUUAGAAGUAACCCUCCGCAUAUCACAGCGAAACAAUGGCCUGGGCAGUGUGCGACAGGACGGCUAUGCUCAUUAUGUCUGGACGAAUCUGCCGGCAAUAUGCUUCACCCUCGUCGCCAUGGAUGUUAGCUUCAUCGAUUCGGCGGAGCGAAUAGUAGCACCGUACCUCCAUCUUCGCAAGAUUGCGAGUUUUGACAAGUCUAUUGGCCUGGACCUGCUCGACGCCAGCAUACCAAAGAUAUUGUAUCGAGAAUUGCAGAUAAGGGAUUUUCCCAUACUAGCAGUCACUGUAGCCUCCCUUCUCGCAGCAAAUUUCAACACUUUUACCUCAUCAUUAUUCACGGUUGUGUAUGCGCCGACCGUGUACCAGGCAGAGAUCUACACGACAAGCACGUUUUCCAUCAAUGCUACCAACCCUCCCUACGCACUAUACACCGACCUUGUUGGUGGCCCGGAGUCCCUGACGAGUUCUCUUGUAUUGACAAAAGACUUGUCGUUUCCGGCUUUCACGCACCGAAACCUCGCUUUCCCAGAGUACACCAUCUCCUUUCCAGAAAACAGCACUCUUGACAACGAUUCCUUCGCGACGCAGGCUAUUGUCCCUGCUCUGCGGGUAGCCCUCACAUGCCGGAGGUAUAACAGUUCAGAUAUAUUGGCAAGCUUCACAAAGAGCCUGACUACCGUCACAGGGCUGGAAUUGUAUCCAAUGAAUAUCAGCGUAAUCCCCGAAAAUAACCGCUUCACCUCGUCCUCAUUACUGGUCGAUACAACCAUCUCCAACACUAGUAGCGCGAAAACUGUCCCGUUCGGCGUCAGCAACCUCUUGACCCUGCGAGUUAACUUCGACGCGGGCAACAUACUCGAGGACGAGUAUUCCUCCAUCCAGCCGUGGGGAACAUAUAGUAACGUGCUUUUCACAUGGGGAUCCGUAUCGCCCUCGCCCAAUCGCACCAUUCAUGUUGAAGCGAUGGGCUGCAACGAGACUCUGGAAGUAUUAUAUGUGAAUACGACUUUUUCCAAUGUCGACUUAUCGAUCGUAACUACGGAGCCGAUCGAGCCCCCUGUGUCCACAUAUGAUAUGUCUACGGCGCACACAGCGAAUACGACCGGGCCCAUUAUGUCGUCACUCACAGCGUACUACCCCUCGACGUGGGAUGAUGUUGCUAAUUUAACCUCUCCUUUCAAGAACAAUAGCAUAUUCGACGACUACAUGGCGCUCCUUGUCGCGCAGAAAGGGUCUGCGCUGACCAUGAACGACUUUGGCGAUGUGGACAAGUCGGAUGCCAUCGUCGAGGCGGUGAAAAGCCAGUAUGGGAUCUUGGCGGCACAGAAAUUGAACUACGAGUUCCGCCUUCCUUCCGGUAGGGUUGAUGCGAGGGAUGCGCUGGAGAACAUUACAUCCCUACCCGGCGCCUCCGCUGGAAGUGAUUAUAGGCCCGAAGAUGGCCCGCGGACGACCAUCGCCAAAGGGCAGUUGAGGUUGGUCCAGGACGCGACGUUGACGAGAGUGCUGCAAGGAAUCCUCGGCGCAGUACUCGGACUGACCUUGUUUGCGUGGGCGGCGGGGUCCAGGACGAAUGUCUUGCCUCGGGACUCGAUGAGUAUUGGGAGUCUGGGGGCGCUGAUUGCUGGGGGCAAUUUAGGAGACUAUUUCGACAAAAUGGCCGAAAGGACUGGUCAGAAAGGAGAGGAGAAACAUCUGACGUAUUGGUUAGGCUGGCGGAAGUGCAAGGGCGAUCAGGGAGUAGAGAAGAGGUUUGGGAUUUGGGUCGUUGAUAGGCAAGGGUCGACAGGGGGAAGUGGAUUCGCUCCUGAUCGGCGAGGAGGACUAUGA
This is a messenger RNA of Cryphonectria parasitica EP155, 3990 nucleotides long. RefSeq lists its product as uncharacterized. Bases 1 to 3990 code for a protein of 1329 amino acids. The transcript has a single exon. The record is from RefSeq and is a predicted model, not a curated record. NCBI's taxonomy places the organism in Eukaryota, Fungi, Ascomycota, Sordariomycetes, Diaporthales, Cryphonectriaceae.